AUGGUUCGCACGGAGCAUCUACUUUACUUUCUUAUAUCAUUCUUUACAUCAUUAUUCACAGAUUGGAAAGGACAAUGGUUUCCCAAUGCACCCAAAGCAUUUGCCCUGGAAGCUGGAGAAGCAGUAAAAACGGUCGAUAAUACACUGCAGGCCGACGAAGAAAAGCAGGACAUUUCGACACGCAUUGCCAUGGGCAUUGAAAAUCCCGAAUGUGAUGAUGCGAAGCAUGAUCUGGCGAUAGAUUUCGAUCCUUACAAUGUUACGCAUUCGACGGUAUACAUGUGCCUGGAGCCUAAAUCGGACUACAAAGGCGAUUACAAUAUGGAUGCUGUUAUCACGGAACACAUUGUACCGUCUGCGUACGUGGCCAAACAUCGGUGUAUGAACAGUAGCAUAGAAUACACGGAAAGAAUACCUUCCUAUGGAACGCAUCGUCCGCUGUGGCCAAAGUAUGGGGAAUACAAAUAUGUUCCUCCCCAACGAUGGCUCCACAACAGUGAACAUGGGGCGGUAAUUGCUCUCUACCAUCCAUGUGCGAAUAAGCAGCAGGUGGAUGAACUGAAGCGUAUAGUAAAAGACUGUCUCUAUCGGCACGUGAUAACGCCAUCGCAGCUACCCAACAAGGAUCGUCCGUUUGCGCUUGUCACAUGGCAUGCAACGCUAGAAUUUUCCGUGCUCGAGCGAACCAUUGUCGAGUCUUUUAUCGAAAAGUACGCACUCAAGGGACCGGAACAGACGCACCGUGAUGGACAGUACGAUCAUCUACUGGUGGAACCGGCUGAAAUGGUUUCGACGAUUGACGAUAGUACGCUCUGCCCUAAGAAACAACGAGACUAACCUUUUUUUGAAAGUGUUUUAAUGAAAUGGAAAACAUACAAUGCUUGCCAUUGGCUUAGAUUUUAUAAAUCUUUCCGAUCGAUGUACACGCUCUAUGUGAUAUCAAUAUUUUAA
Molecule: messenger RNA, 951 nt
Organism: Anopheles maculipalpis
Lineage: Eukaryota; Metazoa; Arthropoda; Insecta; Diptera; Culicidae
Exons: 4
Coding region: 1-837 (278 amino acids)
Cellular component (GO): cytoplasm
Source: RefSeq, a predicted model, not a curated record